GCCAUCUUGGUAACAGACCUCUCAGCCUUCCUCCAGCCUCCAGAUGACAGCGGCCUCCAGUGACAACUUCACUUUCCAGCUGAACUGCUCCCAAAGUCCUGGACCACAGAAAUCUGCUGGCCAUUCAGGCCCGAAAGCGGAGGCCGAAAAGAGAGAAACAUCCGAAAAAAAAUCAAGCAGAAGAUUGAGCUGCUGAUGUCAGUUAACUCUGAGAAGUCGUCCUCUUCAGAAAGGCCGGAGCCUCAGCAGAAAGCUCCCUUAGUUCCGCCACCGCCGCCUCCACCACCGCCACCGCCUCUGCCAGACCCCACGCCCCCGGAGCCAGAGGAGGAGAUCCUGGGAUCAGAUGAUGAAGAGCAGGAGGACCCCGCCGACUACUGCAAAGGUGGCUACCAUCCGGUGAAAAUUGGAGACCUCUUCAAUGGCCGCUACCAUGUCAUUAGGAAGCUAGGAUGGGGACACUUCUCAACUGUCUGGCUGUGCUGGGAUAUGCAGGGGAAAAGAUUUGUUGCAAUGAAAGUUGUAAAAAGUGCCCAGCAUUAUACAGAGACAGCCUUGGAUGAAAUAAAAUUGCUCAAAUGUGUUCGAGAAAGUGAUCCCACUGACCCAAAUAAAGACAUGGUAGUACAGUUAAUUGAUGACUUCAAGAUUUCAGGCAUGAAUGGAAUACAUGUCUGCAUGGUCUUCGAAGUGCUUGGCCACCAUCUCCUCAAGUGGAUCAUCAAGUCCAACUACCAAGGCCUCCCAGUACGUUGUGUGAAGAGUAUCAUUCGACAGGUCCUUCAGGGGUUAGAUUAUCUACACAGUAAGUGCAAGAUCAUUCAUACGGACAUAAAGCCGGAGAACAUCCUGAUGUGUGUGGAUGAUGCAUAUGUGCGAAGAAUGGCAGCUGAGGCCACCGAGUGGCAGAAAGCAGGUGCUCCUCCUCCUUCGGGGUCUGCAGUGAGUACGGCUCCACAGCAAAAACCUAUAGGAAAAAUAUCUAAGAACAAAAAGAAAAAACUGAAAAAGAAGCAGAAAAGGCAGGCUGAGUUGCUGGAAAAGCGCCUGCAGGAAAUAGAAGAAUUGGAGCGAGAAGCGGAAAGGAAAAUCAUAGAAGAAAACAUCUCAUCCGCUGUACCUUCCAAUGAACAAGACGAGGAGUACCGCUCAGAGGGGAAGCUCAAAACUGCUGGCUUAGAGGACGCAGCCGAGGGCGAGCCUGCGAAUGACAAGGGUGAGGCUGAGGACCAGGAAGAGAAAGAAGACGCUGAGAAAGAAAACACUGAGAAAGAUGGAGAUGAUGUGGAACCAGAACUGACGAGCACAGACCCUGCGUGGAUAGAGUCCCCCAGAACCAAUGGCCAUAUUGAGAAUGGCCCGUUCUUACUGGAGCAGCAGCUGGAUGAUGAAGAUGACGAUGAAGAAGAUUGUCCCAAUCCUGAGGAAUAUAACCUUGAUGAGCCAAAUGCAGAAAGUGAUUACACAUAUAGCAGCUCCUAUGAACAAUUCAAUGGUGAAUUGCCAAAUGGACGACAUAAAAUUCCCGAGUCACAGUUUCCGGAGUUUUCCACAUCCUUGUUCUCUGGGCCCCUAGAACCUGUGGCUUGUGGUUCUGCACUUUCCGAGGGAUCCCCGCUUACCGAGCCUGAGGAAAGCAGUCCAUCCCAUGACAGAAGCCGGACGGUUUCAGCCUCCAGCACUGGAGAUUUGCCAAAAACAAAAACCCGGGCGGCCGACUUGUUGGUGAACCCCCUGGAUCCACGGAACGCAGAUAAAAUCAGAGUUAAAAUUGCCGACCUGGGAAAUGCUUGUUGGGUGCAUAAACACUUCACAGAAGACAUCCAGACGCGUCAGUAUAGAUCCAUAGAGGUUUUAAUAGGGGCAGGUUACAGCACACCUGCUGACAUUUGGAGCACAGCAUGCAUGGCAUUUGAGCUGGCAACGGGAGAUUAUUUGUUUGAACCGCAUUCUGGGGAAGACUAUUCCAGGGAUGAAGACCACAUAGCCCACAUCAUAGAGCUGCUAGGCAGUAUCCCAAGGCACUUUGCUCUAUCUGGAAAAUAUUCUCGGGAAUUCUUCAAUCGCAGAGAUCACAUAGCAUUGAUCAUUGAACUGCUGGGGAAAGUCCCUCGAAAAUACGCUAUGUUGGGAAAAUAUUCCAAGGAGUUUUUCACCAGAAAAGGAGAACUGCGGCAUAUCACCAAGCUGAAGCCCUGGAGCCUCUUUGAUGUCCUUGUGGAAAAGUAUGGCUGGCCCCACGAAGAUGCUGCACAGUUUACAGAUUUCCUGAUCCCAAUGUUAGAAAUGGUUCCAGAAAAACGAGCGUCGGCUGGCGAAUGCCUUCGGCAUCCUUGGUUGAAUUCUUAGCAGAUCCUACCAGUAGAGCAUUCUGAGCUAGCAAAUGUUUUCCAGUACAUUGGACCUAAACGGUGACUCUCAUUCUCUAACGGGAUUACAAGCGAGCUGGCUUCAUCCUCAGACCUUUAUUUUGCUUUGAGGUACUGUUGUUUGACAUUCUGCUUUUUGUGCACUGUGAUCCUGGGGAAAGGUAGUCUUUGUCUUCAGCUUAGUAGUUUACUGACCCACUUUCUUCUGGAAACAAUAACAUGUCUCUAAGCAUUGUUUCUCGUGUGACAUUCAAAUGUCAGUCUUUUUUUUUUGAGCGAAAAAUACUUUCCCCCUUGUGUUUUGGCAGGUUUUGUAACUAUUUAUGAAGAAAUAUUUUAGCUGAGUACUAUAUAAUUUACAAUCUUAAGAAAUUAUCAAGUUGGAACCAAGAAAUAGCAAGGAAAUGUACAAUUUUAUCUUCUGGCAAAGGGACAUCAUUCCUGUAUUAUAGUGUAUGUAAAUGCACCCUGUAAAUGUUAAUUUCCAUUAAAUAUGGGAUGGGGACUCAAAUUUCAGAAAAGCUACCAAGUCUUGAGUGCUUUGUAGCCUGAGUUGCAUGUAGCGGACUUGAACUGCUCCCAGGAGCUAUGCAGACUUUUCAUUCCAUAACAGCCCUUUUACAUUGGAUUUUAAACAAAGUGGCUCUGAGUUAUGUCAUUCCCUAUAUGGCACUUUAAAGCAAGAAAAGACAUGCUUUCAUUUGAAAAUACGUACUAUAGUUUUAGCACUCUCAUUCAUAUUUUUGCGUAUUUUUAAAAGUACUUUUAAGGAAAAAGAGCAAUUUCCCUUUAAAAAUGUGAUGGCCCAGUACCAUGUGGUGUUGCCUCCUCUAAACACUGUAAGUUAAACUCUACAUAGAUUAAAUCGGACAACAAAAACCAUGUGCAGUGUGUGGAAUUAGAAAUACACACACACACACACACACACACACACACACACACACACACACACAUACGUAUGUAUGUAUAUAUAGUUUUUCUUUUUUGGAAAAGCUUACUUGUGUUUCUCCAAAACCAAGGUGUGGUAUGUACAGUUAGCGGUGCAGUGGGCACGACCCUAACGUCUCAGAGGUAACAGGGAUCACGUUCAUUCCAUAGGCAGUUAUAUGCGUGGCUAUAACAAUUUUCUGAGCUUUUUCAUUGUCUUCCCAUGUAUUGAAGUUGAGAAAAUGAUUUUCCCUUUGCAGGUUGCACACAAUUUUGUUUAUGCAUUUCCUUAAAGUUUUAGAAUCCAGGACACAAACCAUAGUAGGCAAUACGAUUUUAGAAUGUAAUCUACAGAGGUGUAUUUAGCCUCUUUUAGAAGUCAGUGGGUUGAAUGUCAGGUUUUUUAAAAAUUUUACAUUCAUUAAGGUGCCUCAUUUUUCUUGACUUUGUCCAUUAACAUUUAUCCAUAUGCCUUUGCAAUAACUAGAUUGUGAAAAGAUAACAAGUGUUGUAAUAAUAAUCCAUUGUUUGAGGUGCUUGCGGUUGUCUUAAAAAUUAAAGUGUUUUGGUUUUUUUUUUUUCCAGA
Leopardus geoffroyi (Geoffroy's cat) is the source of this 3882-nucleotide messenger RNA. It is a transcript of the gene SRPK2, whose product is annotated as SRSF protein kinase 2. Gene Ontology annotation, molecular function: protein kinase activity; ATP binding. Bases 196 to 2349 code for a protein of 717 amino acids. The record is from RefSeq and is a predicted model, not a curated record. The transcript is spliced from 18 exons. NCBI's taxonomy places the organism in Eukaryota, Metazoa, Chordata, Mammalia, Carnivora, Felidae. Gene Ontology annotation, biological process: spliceosomal complex assembly; protein phosphorylation; regulation of mRNA processing.